Messenger RNA from Pelecanus crispus (Dalmatian pelican), 649 nucleotides. The record is from RefSeq and is a predicted model, not a curated record. NCBI's taxonomy places the organism in Eukaryota, Metazoa, Chordata, Aves, Pelecaniformes, Pelecanidae.
GCUAAUGAUACUUAAAAAAGCAACCCUAAUGUCCCAGCUGAAUUACUGAGCACUUUUGUGAUUCCUGGACCUGCUUCUGUUUAAAUAAGAAAUUGUCCUUAGUACUUGGCCUCUCAUCCCAGAAGCAUCCGCUUGGGUGCUGUAUGCAAGUCCUUGACAUUCUGGAAACGAUGGGGAUUGGUAAGAAUACCACUUCGAAAUCGGUGGAGGCGGGAGGCUCAACAGAAGGCAAAUACGAGGAUGAAUCUAAACAUCCCACCUUUUUCACCCUGCCUGUCGUGAUAAAUGGUGGAGCAACAUCCAGCGGUGAUCAGGAUACAGAAGACACAGAGUUGAUGGCCAUCUAUACUACAGAAAAUGGCAUAGCAGAAAAGAGCUCUUUGGCAGAGACGCUGGACAGCAGUGGCAGUUUAGACGCACAGAGAACUGACAUGAUUUACACUAUCGAAGACGUUCCUCCUUGGUAUCUCUGCAUAUUUUUGGGGUUACAGCAUUACUUAACAUGUUUCAGUGGAACUAUAGCAGUGCCCUUUUUGCUAGCUGAUGCCAUGUGUGUUGGAUUUGACCAGUGGGCUACCAGCCAGUUGAUUGGGACCAUAUUCUUCUGCGUGGGCAUCACUACAUUGUUACAAACAACUUUUGGGUGCAG